AUGACGUAUUCAUGGCAUCUCCGAAUUCAUUUUGAAUCAAUUUUGGUUAACGUUGUUCAGGGAUUUCGCAAAAUCGAAGCUGACAGGUGGGAGUUUGCGAAUGAAGGGUUCUUGAGAGGAAAAAGACAUUUGUUGAAGAACAUACAGAGGCGAAAGUCAACACAUCAGGCUGGGAGUUCGAGUUCUUCUGGAUCAUCCGCUGCAGUAGAUGAGAUUGAGAAACUCAGGAAGGAGAAGAGUUUGAUGAUGCAAGAAGUAGUUGAAUUGCAGCAUGGCGCUCAGGAACAUGCGAAUUCCCCAUAUCUGUCAAAUGCCAAUGAUCUCCACAAUACUAUCGAUAUCGCGUUUAGGAAGUCCGAAAACGAGCACGGAAGAUGGCUUGCUUGGGCUAUAAACCCAACAGCUACUGGAAUGAUCGGCUCGCAAGCUUUUGUCGCGUUGCAGCGUUCUAAUGGUGCUCUUGAAGCAUACACAUCACCUAUCGACACCUACGGAACCACGCUUACCAAAGGCGACUUAAGUUUUAGGGUUCACGAUGUUUCAGCUCAGAACAUCAAUGGACAAGUCAUCAUCUUUGCCAAGUUUGAGCUACCUAUCAAUGCAACCAAUAUUGUGAAUCAUGUUUGGCAAGAAGGUCCACUACAAGAUGAUGAUACACCAGGAGUUCAUGGCUUGUCAGGAGAUAACUUGAAGUCUUUAGGGACUUUAGAUUUCCAUUCCGGGAAAACUGUGGCUAUAACUCAUGUAAAACCAAAUUCAAGGUCUAACGUAAAGAUUGCUCACGGGAUUAUCAAUGGGGUUAGUUGGGGAAUGAUGAUGCCACUAGGUGUUGUUCUUGCUAGAUUGAGAUAUCUACCAUUGCCAGAAUUACCAGCUUUGUGGUUCAAUCUACAUAUUUAUUGUCAAACUAUAGCUUUUUUUCUUGGCAUUGCUGGUGGAGGUUUGGGAUUUUUUCUUGGGAGACAAUCGUCGGGCAUACGAGUGAAACACACUUCUCAUAGAUAUAUUGGCAGUGCACUCUUAGGCCUUGCAACAUUACAAGUCUUAGCUCAUUGUUUAAGGCCAAAAAAGGAUCACAGAUAUAGGGUAUAUUGGAAUAUCUACCAUUGGUGCACUGGUUAUACUACUAUUAUACUGGGAAUCGUAAAUUGUUUCAAGGGUUUUCAGAUGAUGGAGGUGGGGAUUUGGAAGAAUGCUUACAUUGCUUUUCUUGCUUCCUUGGGAUUUUUGGCUGCUGCUCUCGAAGUUCUCAGAUGGUACUUGAAGCCUAAAAAAGGAACUACAUCAGAAGCUUCUGCAAAGGGUAUAGAACAGGCGUAG
Molecule: messenger RNA, 1320 nt
Organism: Lycium barbarum (goji berry)
Lineage: Eukaryota; Viridiplantae; Streptophyta; Magnoliopsida; Solanales; Solanaceae
Product: cytochrome b561 and DOMON domain-containing protein At5g47530-like
Exons: 3
Coding region: 1-1320 (439 amino acids)
Source: RefSeq, a predicted model, not a curated record